Messenger RNA from Cornus florida, 2454 nucleotides. RefSeq names its product putative late blight resistance protein homolog R1B-16. Gene Ontology annotation, biological process: defense response to other organism. Gene Ontology annotation, molecular function: ADP binding. Bases 1591 to 2454 code for a protein of 287 amino acids. The record is from RefSeq and is a predicted model, not a curated record. The transcript has 4 exons. Lineage: Eukaryota; Viridiplantae; Streptophyta; Magnoliopsida; Cornales; Cornaceae.
GUGAUCGUAGUGUUCCUUUAUACAUUGAUCAAUUUUAAUUUAUUUAAGGGAUAUUACUGUUUUCAUUUUUUAUACCUGCAUUAUUGAUAUACCAUAAGAAAUUCCAAAUGCAAAAGGAAAAGCAAAAGCAAAAGAAAAAGAAAAAGAAGCCGAAAAGAAAAAGAUAUGAUACAUUCUCAAUUUCAUAUCCGGAAAGAGAGGAGAUGAAGGCCUCAUUCAAUGACCCUUUACGCUAGCUUGAAACCACUUUCUACCCAGAUUACAUGGUUGGACCCAAAUAGGAGUGAAUCAGUUGUUCCCAUGAUCUCUUGACUCACUCCAGUUUGUUUCAUUCAUCAAUUUGAAGAUGACAGACAGUACUGUUGUGGACUUUGUGUUGGAGAAGAUGAGGCAGUUGCUAGUAAACUCAAAUGAUGAUCGGUUGAUUGAGAAGAAACUCAUAGAAGACAAGGACCAAAUCCAAUUGCUUUAUGAGGAUAUCAAAUUCCUUGGAAAGUUUCUCAAAGAUUCAUCGGAAGAUAUGAUACGCAAUGAGGAGCAUGAGCAGCUGGUCUCAAAAAUUGAAGAUUUGACUCGCAAGGUUGCAGAUAUCAUUGAUCCGCUAGUCGUCAGCACUGUCUUGCAGAAACAACAUACAACAAGAACAACAGUGUUUGCUGCUGCUGAUGAAGUGCUUGGUCUCCGUUUGUCCUGGGAGAUGGUUGAUCUGGCUAAGAACAUCUAUCGUGGCUUUAAAACUAUUGCAGAUGAGAUAGAUUUUUUCAAUGUAUAUAUAACAAAUGUGCAAAGAAUGAUUGAUGUUAAUACAAUGAUUGAUGUUAAUACAGCGAUCAGAAUAUUGAACAAUAUUUAUGAGAUCAAUGAGGAUAGAGAAGGGAGGAAAGCUCCACAAAGUCAGAUGAGAAAAAGAAUGAUUAUCAAAUGGCUUCAGUCUCGUGACAUGCCUGAUGAAUUCCGUUUCUUCAUCAAAUUGUCCGAAAUGAUGGUCCAUCGGACUAAAAAGAUUCGUGAUUCUGAUUAACGAAGAAGACGUGAAGGAACUGAGUCCCACUUGGCCUGACUUUGACAUUCAUAUCCUCCUCAGUUUGUCCCAAGAGAUGGCUGACCUGGUUAAGGAAUUUUCAUGGAUAUUAUCAUGUCUAUUAUCGCGUCCCACAAUGUUGAUUCAGAAUAUCAAGAAAAAGAUUUGCGGUGUCACACAUGUGAUUCAUUCUACCAAGACGGAGAUGAUGAAUCUUUAUGGAAGGAAUUUGGGUCUCACAUGGCUUGAUUGCUCGGCGGAUAAAAUUCGUUGUGGUUUAGGCAGUGUCAGAGAACACAUCAAGUCUAUAAAAACAGAGGUGAAGGAGAUUUACGAGAAGAAGAAGCUCUAUGGCAUGACAGGAGCCCUACGAUCCAUAAAGUCUUCCCCUGGAACUUCAUCAAAACCAAUGAGGCCCAUGGUACAGGAAGAAACAGUAGUUGAUAUCAAUGAAGAAACAAGGACAAUAAAGGAACUGCUUACUGAAGAACAUGGAAAGCAGCUAAAGUGCAUAGCCAUCGUUGGCAUGCCUGGACUCGGUAAGACAACUCUCUCCAAAAAAGUUUACAAUGAUUUUUUCAUUGAAUAUCACUUUUAUAUUCGUGCACGGAUUUAUGUGUCAAGUAUAUCAGAAGAGGGAUUUGUUGCUUGCCAUUUUUAACUCCGCCUUCCCAUCUAGAGAUGAUAUUUGUGAAAUGUGUGAUGAAAAGGUAGGUGAAGAGCUGUACAAAAGCUUAAAGGGUAAGAGGUAUCUUAUAAUCAUGGAUGAUAUAUGGAAUUCAGAGCCUUGGGAUGAUCUGAAACUAAAUUUUCCAAAUGACAGCAAUGGCAGUCGAAUUCUUUUCACCACUCGACAUGAAAAUAUCUGGUUCGGUGCGGCAGUUCCGUCGUCGACGGUUGGAGAUCAUGACUGUGAGCUCGGUUUGAAGAUAGUGGUGAGCUCGGUGGUUGUGGAGUGGCAGCAGUGCUGCCCUCUAGAGUUGAUGGAAAUUGGAAAACAAAUUGCCAAAAAAUGUGAAGGACUACCCCUUGCAAAUGUUGUGAUAUCUGGACUUCUGGCAAAACAAGACAAGACACUGGAAUUGUGGAAGCAUGUUGCUGAAAGCAUACAUUCAUACACGGUGAGUGAUCCAGAGCAAUACAUGCACACACUAGAACUGAGUUACAAUGUCUUGCCUCGCUACUUGAAAGCAUGCUUCCUCUAUCUCGGAGCAUUUAUGGAAGACUACGAAAUUCCUGUGUGGAAAUUGAUCUGGUUAUGGGCUGCCGAGGGAUUUAUAUGCCAAAAUGAGCAGAAGACUUUGGAAGAAGUGGCGGAGGAUUACUUGAUUAAUCUAAUGGAUAGAAGUCUUGUAAUUGUUUCAAAGAAAAGCUCUAGUGGUGAAAUCAAAGCAUUCUAUGUACAUGAUCUCUUGCGUGACUUGUGCAUAUGA